This is a messenger RNA of Phytophthora nicotianae INRA-310, 651 nucleotides long. RefSeq lists its product as hypothetical. NCBI's taxonomy places the organism in Eukaryota, Oomycota, Peronosporomycetes, Peronosporales, Peronosporaceae. Bases 1 to 651 code for a protein of 216 amino acids. The record is from RefSeq and is a predicted model, not a curated record. The transcript has a single exon.
AUGUUAUCAUCACGUGAGCGUCUGCAGGAGCGUCAAGGCCAAUACGCGGCGCCACGUCACGAGUAUUUGCAGCAACUGGUGGACGAGUUCCAGCGCUCGCCCGACAUCCUUCGGAAGGAGGAAAUCGUCGCAAACUUGGGCAACUUUGCGUACGAUCCCAUCAACUACGCGUCUCUCUGUCGUCUGCGCAUCAUGGAUCUGUUCCUCGACAUCCUGGACGCCGACCAAGAAGCCAAAGACUCGAAAGAAGAGUCCAAGUCGGCGCAACAAGGACCAGCCAUAAAAACUCUGUCUCGACAUUCACGGAGGCACAAACUGGUGGAAUUUGCACUAGGAGGCAUCUGUAACUGCGUCCCAGAUCCUCUACUACAGCAGCAAUUCAUUGACGGCGAUGGAGUGGAGAUCAUAGCGCCCUACAUCCUCGAAACUUCGCUCGAGAGCGAGCCAACGUCGUCGUCGGAGCUAAACGUGACGCUCUCCGCUCUAACGAUCGCGUAUUUCCUGUUAGACUCGAGUGCAUUCGCCGAUAUCACGUCUGAUAGAUUCAUGGCCAAAAUGCAGUCGCUCCAGAGCCAUCACACCGUCCAGAUCGCCAACACAGCGGCAGCAUUCGUCACUCGCUACCAGGAGCUCCUGGAUACGUCUCAAUAA